This is a messenger RNA of Botrytis cinerea B05.10, 1962 nucleotides long. RefSeq lists its product as hypothetical. NCBI's taxonomy places the organism in Eukaryota, Fungi, Ascomycota, Leotiomycetes, Helotiales, Sclerotiniaceae. The record is from RefSeq and is a predicted model, not a curated record. The transcript is spliced from 3 exons. Gene Ontology annotation, molecular function: heme binding; monooxygenase activity; oxidoreductase activity, acting on paired donors, with incorporation or reduction of molecular oxygen. The coding region runs from base 293 to 1801 and encodes 502 amino acids.
GGGCGAGAGACAUACUGCUCUUCUUGCUAGACGUGUCUAUCACUACGACGUGUAUAACUUCUUGUCAUAUUCCAGAGCCGAUUAUCAAGCAUAUGACCGCUCUGUUUCUGGCAUAUCAAGCUAUUGUGCUUCAGACCUGUCAGAUUGCUGUUGGUAACUGUUGGUUUCUUCUCCACUUGCAUUUCUUAUAUCUUCUUGCAUUUCCCCGAGGCACCAUACGAAAGCUGCAUUUACUUGCUCAUCAUUAUCCUGUUGUUACUCUCUGAGCACUUCGUGCGACUUUGUCUUCAGAAUGUUUGAGACUAGUUCCCUCAUUCUCACGAUAUUCUUGUCCAUACUGUUGUAUGUUGCGAUAAAUCGAGCCAACAAAUUCAAGACAUUGAACCGUCAGCAUGGUUGCGAGCACCCCGUUACUUACCCCCACAUCGACCCGUUCUUUGGACUUGACCUGAAGCUACAAGAAAUUAGACAGUCUUUGAAAUAUCAAGGCAUUCCUUUUAUGUCAAACCUUCAUACAAGAUUCGGUAAAACCAUCUGGUUGAACAACUUGGGUGCUUCGGACAUAAGGACCAUUGAUUCGGAAAAUCUUCAAAAUGCUUGGUCUACCAACAAUUCUGACUGGGGUUACCAGCCUCAUAGGCUUCCCGUGAUGGGGCCUUUUUGUGGACGUGGAUUUAUCACUACCGAUAAUGAGGAAUGGCAAAAGGCUAGAGCUCUUCUUCGACCUACGUUCAGCAAAGCGAAUAUAUCAGAUUUAAACCCACUCAUAGCGUCAACUAAGGGUUUUUUUCAAGGUAUUCCACAAGAUGGUAACACAACAGUCAAUCUACAAUCUCCCUUGGCAAGUCUCUUCGUUGGCAUUUCCAUGAAGUUUAUUUUAGGAGUUGCUCCCAGACCUGGCGCCGAUGGAAGAUCGGAUGAGGUAGCUGCCUUUCUGAAAGCCUUCCAAAGAUCUUUCAUUGGUAUGGGACUCUCAUUUAUGCUAGGUCCCCUGCAAUUCCUCAUUCCAAAGUCAAUGAAAUACGAGGCGUAUAAGGAAGUUCAAUCAUAUCUUGACUCGCUCAUCGAAACGGAGAUAAGCGCAGAAAAUCAAUCGCCCAGCUCCCAUUUCAAUGUAUCAAAUUCAAGAAGCCUUCUUCACGGUCUAAUCAAAGAAACUAAUGAUCGCGUUGAAAUUCGCGACAAUGCUUUACAAGGAAUGAUGGCUGCCCAGGACACAACUCCCGUUCUCCUCAGCAACACACUAUUUCUUCUCUCGCGUAACUCGAAGGUAUACGAUAGAUUACGGAGUGAAGUCCAGUCAUUGGAUCUAGAAGAAUCGCAGCAUCUGUACGAUAAGUUACGCAGUUUGAGCUUUCUUCGCAAUAUCAUUAAUGAAUCCCUUCGCCUCUUUCCAAUCUUCCCAGCCCUUGCUCGUAUCUCAUUGAAAGAUACAACCCUACCAAAAGGAGGAGGUAAAGAUGGCAACUCCCCGAUCUACGUACCUAGAGGCACAAAGCUUUGGGCAAAUUUCUAUGGGUUACAUCGUAUUGAGUCCGUGUUUGGUCCUGAUGUUGAAUCGUUCGAUCCAGAUAGAUGGUAUUCUAUCAAACCUAGCCCUUGGGAGUACAUGCCUUUCGGAGGAGGGCCACGUGCUUGUGUGGGCCAGAACAAGGCAUUGGUAGAGGCGUCAUAUGUGCUAGCAAAGUUUGCGCAGCUUUACAAGAGAAUAGAAAGUCGAGAUGCAAGAGAUUGGGCGGGUCAGCAGAAGUUGACAGCAAGUAAUGCGAAUGGGUGUAAGGUUGUGUGUGUACCAGCAUGACAGUAUGUUCUCUUUAGGAUUGGGUGGAUUUUAUGGAAGCUCAUUCAGACGUUUCGUCUUAGGGUUUGGCGCGGAGUGCUUGUGAUUGGAAUGUAAAGCUCCCCCCAAAAACGUCAAGAUAUCUUGCCGCAUAUUUGAAUGAUAACGUUGCACUUUAUUGA